AUGAAGACCUCCCAAAUCGCAUUUUGUGCCCUCCUCGUCUUAACCUCGGCCCAGAAUGCCGUUGUGAAUAAUCACUGUACUGAGUCUGUCUAUAUACAGUCAUUCCCGUAUGACGGUAGCGCCCCUGGCCCCCUCACCACCGUUCCUAAUGGGGGAACUUUCUCUGAAUCAUUUAGAUCAUCUGGCUCGACCGUUAAGAUAGCCAAGACAAAGACGCUAGAUAUGCCUCUCUUCUUUGGUUACUCGUUCUCAUCCAACCCCGACUACGCUUACUAUGAACUGAGCACGGAGUGGGGUAACCCGUUCGCAGAAAGUCCUAACUCGCUUAGUCCCGGUGACGGUUGUGAAGUCUUCGACUGUGCGGCAAAUGAUGCCGCCUGCUACAGCACCCCGGCUCACAAGAAGGUCUAUGGGUGCCCCCAGCCAGUCAAUUUGAUGGCAGACCUGUGCCAGUAA
Molecule: messenger RNA, 456 nt
Organism: Penicillium cataractarum
Lineage: Eukaryota; Fungi; Ascomycota; Eurotiomycetes; Eurotiales; Aspergillaceae
Exons: 3
Coding region: 1-456 (151 amino acids)
Source: RefSeq, a predicted model, not a curated record